GCACCUACCUCAGCAGCUUCCUGCAAAAUGCGCUCAAGAGCAACCAGGUGGAGAUCAACACGGACAGCCGCACGCUGCGGCCCGUGGCCAAGCUGCGCGAGCCGCGCGACCCGCUGGCCAACCUGCGGGACGCGGCCGCGGACGGGCCGCCCGCCGGGCCGCGCUGGCCCGCCGAGUGCCAGGUGCUGGAGGAGCGCGUGCAGCACAUCGAGGUGCCGCCCGCCGUGCCCGAGCAGUACUACUCGCCCACGGGCCGCGAGGUGCAGCCGCAGCCCGUCGGCGAGGAGGUCGGCCAGGUCGUCUUCCAGUACUACCCCGUGAGCGCCGUCAAUUACUUCAGCCGGUCGAGCGUGGGCGGGAGCCGGAUCCUGACGCCGCCCUGCCCGGCGGACCUGCGCGCCGACGACCUGCGCUUCGAGUCGCGCUUCGAGUCGGGCAACCUGGCCAAGGCGGUGCGCAUCACCGAGACGUACUACGAGCUGCACCUCCGCACCGACCUGUACACGCACCGGCACAUGCAGUGGUUCUACUUCCGCGUGGAGAACAUGCGCCGGCGCGCCGUGUACCGCUUCUCCAUCGUGAACCUCUCCAAGGCCGAGAGCCUCUACACGUGCGGCAUGCGGCCGCUGCUCUACUCGGAGCGGGACGCGGCGCUGAACCGCGCCGGCUGGCGGCGCUGCGGCGACAACAUCGCCUACUUCCGCAACGAGGAGGCGACGCCCAACGAGGACCAGGCGCCCAGCUACACGCUCAGCUUCAACGUCGACUUCCCGCACGACAACGACACCUGCUACCUCGCGCACUGCUACCCCUACACCUACUCGGACCUCCAGGAUUACCUCCUCAAGCUGCAGAAUCACCCAGUGAAGUCCACAUUUAGUAAACUGCGGCUGUUGUGCCGCUCCCUGGCCGGCAACAACGUGUACUACCUGACCAUCACCACACCGCCGCCGCCGCCGGCCACCACCGCGCCAUCCAGCCCCAACGGCGGCACCUGCAACAACAACAACUGCACCAGCAACGCCAACAACGUCAACAACAACGUCAACAACAACAACGCCAACAUUCCUCAGGGCAGCCCGACGCGGUGCGCGGCCUGUGCGGCCUGCACCCCUGCACCGCCACCCCCGGAGGAGCCCAAGAAGAAGAAGGCCGUGGUGCUGACGGCCAGGGUGCACCCCGGGGAGACGCCGUCCUCCUGGAUGAUGAAGGGUUUCAUGGACUUCCUGACGGGCAACAGCAACCAGGCCAAGGAGCUCCGCGACAAGUUCAUCUUCAAGCUCGUCCCGAUGCUCAACCCGGACGGCGUCAUCGUCGGCAACAACCGGUGCUCGCUGACGGGGCGCGACCUGAACCGGCAGUACCGGACCGUCAUCCGGGAGACGUACCCGCCCGUGUGGCACACCAAGCUCAUGAUCCGCAGACUAAUGGAGGAGUGCGGUGUCGUGAUGUACUGCGACCUGCACGCGCACUCCCGGAAGCACAACGUGUUCAUCUACGGUUGCGAGAACAAGCGCGGUCCGGACAAGCAGCUGCAGGAGCAAGUGUUCCCCCUCAUGCUUCACAAGAACGCGGCAGAUAAGUUCUCGUUUGAAAACUGCAAGUUCCGCAUCCAGCGGUCCAAGGAAGGCACGGGCAGAGUGGUGGUCUGGAUGAUGGGCGUGGCCAACAGCUACACGAUGGAGGCUUCGUUCGGCGGGUCCACGCUCGGCUCCAGGGCGGCGACGCACUUCUCGGCGCAGGACUUUGAGAACAUGGGUCGCGCCUUCUGCGAGACGCUGCUGGACUUCUGCGACCAGGACCCGAGCAAGGUGACCCGACCCGGAGGAUGA
Molecule: messenger RNA, 1832 nt
Organism: Frankliniella occidentalis (western flower thrips)
Lineage: Eukaryota; Metazoa; Arthropoda; Insecta; Thysanoptera; Thripidae
Product: cytosolic carboxypeptidase Nna1-like
Exons: 6
Biological process (GO): proteolysis
Molecular function (GO): metallocarboxypeptidase activity; zinc ion binding
Source: RefSeq, a predicted model, not a curated record